AUGUUUUCCACUCCCAAACGCACCAAACGAUCCCGCUCAAUCGAGAUGGGCGAUACCGUCCUUCCCAACGUCGCCAGCCCUCCAGGAUCUCCGACCAAGAAAAUACGUGCGUACAACUCCCCCCCGCAGGCAGGGCCCAGCACAGGCAAGCUAGGCAAGCCCUUCGUUCUGGCGCACGGUCGUACUGCGAAGAAAAAACCAUCCAGCCGCGAGGAACAAAUGGACCACGUCGCGUACAAGCUCGACACGAUGGCGCUGAACGAUGGGAAGCUUCCGUUCCCCGUCCCCAAGCAUGUUCCGAUCCAACCCAAGGUUCCCGUCUUCACGCGUAAAUGCAAGCCUCUCACGGAAGCUGACGAAAAAAACUGGCACCUCUACAGCGAAGAGAAGAGGGACGACAUACUUUCCACUCUUGACUUUGUUGAUCUCGAUCACCUGGUGGACGUUGACCUGAUCACUCCGAAGCAACGCUCCGUAGUCAUCGAGGAGCGCUUUGGUCAAGGGCUCGACUUUUUCGGGCUCGACAGGGACGGCACCCGAGCGAUGAUGCGGGAGAGCAAGACUCUGGUUUCGGGUUCAUUCCCUCUGCCCGUAGCGCAUCCCGGGCGCUUCCCUCCCAACGACCUGGACUUCUUCACCGCGAAAGGGAACCUGGGUCUUGUCGUUGCCUUUCUGGAGAACCAGGGAUACGUAAUCACCGAAGACCACGCCGACGAGGGGUCGGACUGCACCACGAUCAACGCAACGGAAGAGGAAGCCACAGGCGUAUGUAAAACGGAGGGGACGACUGAAAACAGCGACGAUGUCAUUUACGUGAAGGAUGAGGAUGAAGACGACCCUCUUCCCGGAUUGCCAGACGACGAAGAGGAGGAGCUCCCUCCGGCCGACAAGGCCAAAGGCAAGGAAGUCUCGGCGAUGGAGGAUUCCGCCGUCCCCAUCACAGACCCCUUCGAAGCGCGAGGAAAGGCCAUCAGCAAGGUUGUACGACUCGUACGUACGGCAGGCGAAAUCAAAAGGUGCAUCAACAUUAUCGAAUCCGGCUCGCAUUCCCCCCUGGUUCCCGUGUUCCUCUUUCACUCCACCAUUGUCAUGACUUACAUCGCGCACCACGGCAUGGUAAUUCCGUACGUCGAAGGAGCCCGUAUCAGCACAGGAGUCAUCAACGCGUCGUUCAACAACGUCACCCCCAAAGUUCUGAAGGCCCUGGACAAGUAUCGCCGUCGCGGUUACAAGAUGCUCAGUUCCGCGUCGAAGCUCAACAAAGUUCAUCGAUGCGGCCAGUUUCCUCAUUGCCCCCUUACGGUGCGAACCAUCGGGGACACGAAGGGCGCCUACAUCCCGUUCGAAGGGUUCCUAGACUGCAAGGGCGAAGACAUCCGCACCGAACACGAAGGACAAGGUCUUCUGGUGUGGAGGCUCGCGGGAGGACAGAACUGCCUGAAGGGAACGAGCGACGGACAGGGUUUCGUGAUGACCAAGGAGGGCGUGUACCUGAACAAACUUUAA
Coprinopsis cinerea okayama7#130 is the source of this 1506-nucleotide messenger RNA. RefSeq lists its product as hypothetical. Bases 1 to 1506 code for a protein of 501 amino acids. The transcript has 7 exons. NCBI's taxonomy places the organism in Eukaryota, Fungi, Basidiomycota, Agaricomycetes, Agaricales, Psathyrellaceae. The record is from RefSeq and is a predicted model, not a curated record.